AUGUCACCGCUGGAGGCUCUUACGUGCCACGAUGUCGAUAACGCCGCAGUCUGUUCCCCAAGCGACAAGUACACCAAGCAGCAGACCCUUCAGCUGAAGUACGUUGACCAGUGGAUCGAGUGGGUCGAAGUCCAGGAGGACCUUCUUCAAUUCCUCGAUACGCAAGAAAGAGCCUUAGGAGGUACCUACCACAAAAUCGGGUUUCCAGAGGAUGACUUUCGGCAACGUCUCCUACGUGGAGCAAAUCGCAUCGUACCUUGGGACGACGCCGACGACGCCGAGCACGGCACCGACGGUCAAGAUGACGACCAUACAGAUGAUGAAGAUCAAGACCGCAGCAAUACUGGGGACGAGUACCACACAGGCGACGAAGAUCAAGACUGUACCGAUGAUGAGGGUUACGACCUUGCCAAUGGUGGCAACGGUGAUGAUCGCGAUGCCGGCCACGAUCGUGAUGCUGGUGGAGGAGCUGCCCAUACCUUGCCCACGCCCAACGUAACUCUCAGUCCUAGUCGUCGGGCGAAGACCACCGCUACCGCCUGA
Molecule: messenger RNA, 543 nt
Organism: Anthostomella pinea
Lineage: Eukaryota; Fungi; Ascomycota; Sordariomycetes; Xylariales; Xylariaceae
Source: the annotation of a GenBank genome assembly